AUGUUCACUUUUAAACCGUUCUUCUUACUUCUUUCCCUUCUUGUGUGCGCUGUUCAGGCUGUUCACUUUGACAUUCCGGCCAAGUUGAAUCCAGAAAGCUUUUGCUUGCGUGAAUAUGCUGGAGAAAAAGCAGUGAUGAUUGUGUUUGUGAAAACAAGCGGUAACCGUGGUGAUGGUCAAAAGCUUAGCAUGGAAAUUAAAGACUCUCAAGGCACUGUUCAUUCAAGUGUUCAAAAUAUCAUUGAUGAAGAGCGCAUUGUCUCGGAUGUAUCCAGACCUACUGUGAUUGAUAUUUGUUUUAAGAAUACUUUGCAACCAGGUGCUAUGGAAUCUGAACACAAAAAACGUUCUAUCAAGCUAGACUUCAACAUCGGAGCUGAUGCUCAAGAUUACUCUGCUUUACAAAAAGCUUACAACCUUGAACCAGUAGAAGCUGAUCUUCAGCGUGCAAAGGACUUUAUAAAUGAGGUGAAAGAUAAAAUGUACUACUUACAAGCCCGCGAAACUAAAUUCCGCAAUACCAACGAAAGUACAAAUGGACGUGUCAAAAACUUUGCUUACCUUACCUUCAUUACCUUGAUCGUAUUGGUAACUUGGCAAAUUCUUUAUCUUCGUUCUUUCUUCCAGCGAAAGCACCUUAUUCCUUAA
This is a messenger RNA of Schizosaccharomyces osmophilus, 648 nucleotides long. RefSeq names its product COPII-coated vesicle component Erv25 (gene erv25). Lineage: Eukaryota; Fungi; Ascomycota; Schizosaccharomycetes; Schizosaccharomycetales; Schizosaccharomycetaceae. The record is from RefSeq and is a predicted model, not a curated record. The transcript has 2 exons. Gene Ontology annotation, biological process: endoplasmic reticulum to Golgi vesicle-mediated transport; Golgi organization; intracellular protein transport. Gene Ontology annotation, cellular component: COPII-coated ER to Golgi transport vesicle; endoplasmic reticulum; Golgi apparatus. The coding region runs from base 1 to 648 and encodes 215 amino acids.